Messenger RNA from Eimeria acervulina, 1221 nucleotides. Its product is annotated as tyrosyl-tRNA synthetase, putative. Gene Ontology annotation, biological process: tRNA aminoacylation for protein translation. Lineage: Eukaryota; Apicomplexa; Conoidasida; Eucoccidiorida; Eimeriidae. The coding region runs from base 1 to 1221 and encodes 406 amino acids. The transcript has 6 exons. The record is from RefSeq and is a predicted model, not a curated record. Gene Ontology annotation, molecular function: ATP binding; tyrosine-tRNA ligase activity.
AUGACUUCGCCGUUCACAGGCGGCCUCUCCUUCUGGGACUCUCAUUUCCACUCUGGAGAUGUUAAUGCAAAUGAACGUGACCUCAGUUUCUUACUCUCCGCCGCCCUCGCCACAGCUGCUAGGCCGCCGUCCCCGGGAGGCGCUGCGCAGAGCAGCAGCAGCAGCAGCAGCAGCAGCAGCAGCAGCAGCAAAAGCAGCAGCAACAUCUGCAACGGCAGCAGCAGCAGCAGCAGCAGCAGCAGCAAUCCCAGCGCCAGUAUCUUCGCUCGAUUUCCCCCUCCUGUGCCUUCUACUCUGAGCCUUGACGAUCGUUUUGCGCGUUGUUUGGCCGUAGCAGAGGAGUGCAUUCAACAGGAGGAACUCCGUGCUCUCUUGGAGAGGAAGGCCUGCCCUGUGGCGUAUGAUGGCUUUGAACCGAGCGGGCGCAUGCACAUAGCGCAGGGUUUGUUGAAAGUGAAGAACGUGAAUAGAUUAACAAGUGCUGGGUGUGUGUUUGUCUUCUGGGUGGCGGAUUGGUUUGCAAUGCUGAACAACAAAAUGGGCGGCGACUUAAAAAAAAUUCGAAAAGUAGGAGAAUAUUUCGUAGAAGUGUGGAAAUCCGCCGGUAUGAAUAUGGAAAAUGUUCGCUUUCUUUGGGCUAGCGAAGAAAUAGGAAGAAACCCUGAGGCGUAUUGGCAGCUGUGUGCAGAUAUAUUUUAUUUGAACGCAGACAUCUGCCAGUUAGGCAUGGAUCAGCGUAAAGUAAAUAUGUUAGCUCGAGAGUACUGCGAAGAAAUAAAAAAGAAACAUAAACCCGUUAUAAUUUCUCAUCCUAUGCUCCCUGGACUGUUAGAAGGGCAAGAAAAAAUGUCUAAGUCAAACACAGACUCUGCUAUCUUCAUGGAAGACUCCGAAGCCGAGGUGAACAGGAAGAUAAAGAAAGCGUUUUGCCCGCCUUGCGUAUUGAAGGACAAUCCAUGCGUUGCGUACGCUGAGCAUUUGAUAUUUCCUGACGUUUUAGAGGUGGAGAGAAGUGCAGAAAACGGAGGAAAUAUUACUUUUAAAACUGUAGAAGAAUUCAGACAAAGCUUUGCUAGCGGACAGCUACACCCGGGAGACCUCAAAGCAGCUCUUGCUAAAGAAAUUAAUAAAAGACUUGAGCCUGUUAGGAAACACUUUCAAACGAAUGAACACGCCAAACAACUCCUCAAACAAAUCUCAGCCUAUCGAGUCACUAAGUAA